Molecule: messenger RNA, 2791 nt
Organism: Melanotaenia boesemani (Boeseman's rainbowfish)
Lineage: Eukaryota; Metazoa; Chordata; Actinopteri; Atheriniformes; Melanotaeniidae
Exons: 11
Coding region: 70-1809 (579 amino acids)
Source: RefSeq, a predicted model, not a curated record
UCCACACAAACCAGUCUUUGCAACAGAGCUGCUGUCAGUUUGGACUGAAACUGAGUAACCGAUGUGGCCAUGCUAUUGUCAGAGGCUAAAUGGAUGGUUAUGGCUUUCAUUGCUUGCAUCUCAGGGGCUGUGGGACAAAACAGGACCAUUUGUGUGUUCAGAGGUUCAUCGGUGAAUCUCACCUGCUUAGCUGAACACACAGCCAAAAGAAGCUGGUAUGUCAGCAAUGGUUCCAUCAUUGACCUAAAUGAGUUCUCUGCAAAUGGAAAUGAUGCAGCAUACAAACUAAGUGAGGACGAUAACUUUACUCUAACAAUCACAAAAGUAAGAGAGAGUGAUGAAAACACUUACUGCUGCAGAAAAACUACAGACAAGACAGACUUCUGCUGGAACAGCGCAAUUAAACUUCGUGUUGCAGACCUGCAGGUGAAGGUGUUUCCUACCACAGAUAGACAUGCUGUGACUCUUAUGUGCAGCACCAGCUGUCCUCUGACUGAAACCCCCACAGCCUUUAUCUGGUACAAGAACAGAGAGUUCCUCUAUGAGGACUGGUCUCCCUGGUACCAAGAGCUGGUCACCAGUCAGGAUGCAGUCAAAUAUUCCUGUGCAAUCAAAGAUUAUGUAAAUGUCAGAGCUCCUGAGGUCUCAGUGGAUUCUGUCACUCCAAACUGCUUCAGUGUGACGUAUGCAAAAGGGAAAAUUUGCUCUGAUGACCUGAAAUCAGUGGAUAGGCCAUGCUCCAUCACAUAUGCCAAAGAUAUACAUGUUCAGCUUACCUCUGUGAAGAAACAUAUAAUACUGACGUGUAACACCAGCUGUCCUGCGGCUGACCCUCUCACUGCCUUUGAGUGGUACUAUAACAGAAAAUUAUUCAAUCACUGCAAAAGCCAAGACAUUACAGUGACAAAGUCUGAAGAGCAAAUCUUCUCCUGUGCUGUAAAAGACAAUGAAGCUCUGCACUCUGAUGAAAUCUGCAUUUACGGUGCAAGCUGCGAGCAUAAAAAUUAUGUCAGCAGGAGAAUCUGUGCCCUGGAAGGCUCUUCUGUCAACAUUUCCAGUGUGUAUUCAUACAUUUCUUGGUCUACCAAAUUAUGGUAUAAAAUAAUAAGAAAUGCUGAAGAGGACAGUGGCGCUGCAGCUCUGGUUGAGGCUUCAGGCCAUGCUGAGUUCCAUGCAGAUGAGAAGAACAAGAGCACGCUCAGAAUUAAUGACCUGAGGAAGAAUGACUCAGCAGAGUACAUGUUCUGUCUCCAAGGAGAUGAAAUAUGCAAACGGUCUGCUGUACCAGGAGUGAUGUUAAUUGUUACAGGUCUUAGAGUGACCAUAAUUCCCUCUGCAGAGGUGACAGAGGGUCAGAGAGUCACACUGACCUGCAGUACCAGCUGUCCCCUGGCAGAAAACAUAACUUACAUUUGGUUUUUGAACAAUCAAAAUCUGAGCAUCCAUGUGAACCAAAACAAGCACAUGGUGCUUGACCCUGUCAGCAUUCAGCAUGAGGGAAACUACUCCUGUGCUGUCAGUUCUUCACAGUUUAUUAGCUCACCAGAGCAGGCUCUCAUGGUCAAAGCCCAUGUAAAAUCUGUGGCCAUAAUGAACGCAGUAAAACUGGUUGUUUUUUUACUGAUCCUUUCAGUAGUAUUUAAAUUCUGCCUGAUGACAAGAAAGAGGAAAACUGUGACAGCCACUGCUGAGCAAAGAGAAAAAGAACAAACUGAGCAGGCAGACCCACUAUAUGAGGGAAUCGCACUCAUGAACACAAAUGUCCCAUCACAGAGAGAAAAAGAAGAGGAGCAUGAAGACACUGUGUAAUAUCUGUUUGCUUUUAAGCUAGCAGAGCAUAACCAAAGGCAUGGAAAUACCACAGUACACUAUACAGGCAAAUCAACCGUAUCUGCAACCUUUCUGUUAUCUUCUUUUUUUAUGGCCUUCGAAAUAACUUUAGGUUGAAUUGAACAUAUUUCUUUUGUCUGUAGUUAAGCAACACAGUUCUUAAAUCAACUGAAUAUGUUACUGCUGAUAGUGGUUUAAAUUUAGAUGCUUCCCCUGAGAGAACAAUCCAAAUUGCUAUGGAUUUAGAAAAUAAAAAUAGCACACCAUAUAUCAUAUUAGUUUUUAAGUUAAGACUGUCUUUCUUAUAUUUUUCAUGUUUUUUUCAAUUAUUGCUUGUUAUUCUUGCUUUUGUAGUCUUGAUCUUGUCUAAUAUAGGAUGUAACAUUCAAUUACAUUAAGCUAUUUUCAAGAAGGCUUUUUAGAAUUUAACUUUGUCACAUUUGGAUGGCUGCGUUUACAGCCACACAUAUGGUAACCUGUAAUAAACAGUAAUACACACACACACACACACAUACACACACACAUUUAUAUUUUGUUUUGUUUUUUUUAUGUAGGAUUUAAUUUACAGACCAGUAUAUGAGUUUGUUUGACAUCACAUCUAUUCUAAAAUUGGCGCACAUUUUAGUUUAUAUUGUGAUGUUAUAAUUUAUUUUCUUUUAAGUUGUUUCAGACCAGACUACACACCAGCAUCAACAGGGGGGGAAAUUAGAUUUUCCUUUCUCCACUUAGAUUUUUGUGUGUUACCUCUUUGUAUCUUUUUGUUUGUUCUAAUCAGCAACUAUUUAAGUUCACCCUUGUGUCUCGUUUAUUCGAUCAGUUUGUUUAAUUUGUUUAAUUUGUUUGCUUGUUGUUGUUUUUUUAACCCGUAUUUGAAUAGAGUUCUCUUAUGUUGACCACUUUUAUGGGGCAUUUACUUAUUAACUGUCAUAAUCAAAAACAAAUAAAUAAAUAAUUAAAUAUG